CGGGAGACCCCCGCGCCGCGAACCCCCCGGCAGCCGGCGACGAGAGGUCCGCGGGGACGGUCCACGGGCAGCGUCCCGGCGGCGGUGGAGGGGACGCGGGUGGGAUCCAGGCGGCCGCCGCAUCCCCCGAGCUGCGGGAGUCGCAUCCGGAGAUGCGCCCGGCAGCUGCAGCUCCGGAGGUGAUGAUUUUACCGGGCUGAAAAAUAAAUGGGGGGAAAUAAAAUGCUUCUGAAAGCCGGGGGUUUGAGUUUGACCGGUGCCAGCCGUCUGUCGCCCUUUUCUCCAGGGGGCAGAGAAGCAGGUAUUUCAUGGAGCCUUUGAGCACUAACAUCCCUGCUCUCUGUGUGACCAUCUGAGAGCAAAGGAGCUGGACACAGCCAUGGGGGACUCUCCAGCAGAUAUUGUGGAUGGAGGCACGGACACACAGACUGAACUGGUGGAGAGGGUGGCAGCCAUAGAUGUGUCUGUUGUCCCAGACAGAAGGGACCAAAACGGUGAAGACAACACUGAAGAAAAUGACACAGUCUUUUCUGAUAACAUAAAGGACAUCCAAAGAAAUGGAGUCAGCAGUGAUGUGGGAAUCAAUGAAUUUCUGCCUUCCCAACAGUCAGAAGAUACUCACUUGAGGCAUGUUCCCAAGAGACCUCUAACCAGACCUGGUCUAUCAAGUAGGAAGUUGUCCCUUCAGGAAAGAUCAUCAGGAGGUUAUUUGGCAUCUGGCAACACUCCAGGUUGUGGUCCUUAUUCCACAGGGCCAUCCCCACGUAUAAUCAGGAGACCAACAAUAGAGUCCAAUCGGGUCUCCAUAUCAGACUCUGAGGACUGUGUGCAAUUAAACCAGUACAAGCUGCAGAGUGAAAUAGGCAAGGGCUCCUACGGCGUGGUGAAACUGGCCUACAACGAGAACGAUGACAAGUAUUACGCUAUGAAAGUCCUCUCCAAAAAGAAGCUCUUGAAGCAGUAUGGAUUUCCACGUCGGCCUCCUCCCAGAGGGUCCAAAGCAUCCUCUGGAGAGCAGCCCAAGCCCAUGGCACCCCUGGACAGAGUCUAUCAGGAAAUAGCCAUCCUAAAGAAGCUGGACCACAUCAAUAUUGUUAAGCUGAUAGAGGUCCUUGAUGAUCCUGCAGAGGACAACUUGUACAUGGUGUUUGACCUCAUGAGAAAAGGGCCUGUCAUGGAGGUGCCCAGUGAGCAGCCCUUCAGCGAGGAGCAGGCUCGGCUCUACUUCCGAGACAUCGUCCUGGGCAUCGAGUACUUGCACUACCAGAAGAUCAUCCACAGGGACAUCAAGCCUUCCAACUUGCUCUUAGGAGAUGAUGGCCACGUCAAAAUUGCUGAUUUUGGUGUCAGCAAUCAAUUUGAAGGGAAUGAUGCCCAGCUUUCCAGCACGGCAGGGACACCAGCCUUCAUGGCACCAGAGGCCAUCUCACAGACUGGCAAAAGUUUCAGUGGCAAGGCCCUGGAUGUGUGGGCCAUGGGAAUCACCCUGUACUGCUUUGUUUAUGGGAAGUGCCCUUUUAUAGAUGAAUAUAUUCUGGGUCUUCAUAACAGGAUCAAGACCAAGCCUGUGGAGUUCCCAGAAGAAGCACAGAUAAGUGAGGAGCUGAAGGAUCUGAUACUGCGCAUGCUCGAUAAAAAUCCAGAAACGAGGAUAACAGUCCCUGAAAUAAAGGUGCACCCCUGGCUGAGCCGGGGCGGCGCGGAGCCGCUGCCGCUGGAGGAGGAGCACUGCUCCGUGGUGGAGGUCACCGAGGAGGAGGUCAAGAACUCCGUGAAGACCAUCCCAAGCCUGCCAGCCGUGAUCCUAGUGAAGGCCAUGCUGAGGAAACGCUCCUUUGGGAACCCCUUUGAGGUCCAGACGAGGCGGGAGGAGAGAUCCAUGUCUGCUCCAGGGAACCUGCUGAUAACACAGGGCAGCAGAGAAGCCGCCAGGGACCCGGAGCUGCCCGACGUGUGCGAGGACGAGGCCGCGGCCUGAGGGGCUGAGGCGGGCGGCGCCCUCAGAGCCCUCAGCGCCCUCAGCGCCCUCAGCGGCCUCACCGCCCUCACCGCCCUCAGCGCCCUCAUCUCCCUCACCGCCCUCAGCGCCCAGCACGGCCGCACAGAGCCAGCCGGAGCCCAGCACCCCAGCACGAUGGCAGGCAGCCACACGAGCAGCCACACGAGCCGGCAGGAGGGUGGGAGCAGCUCCAGCAGCCCCGUGAGCCCCCCAGCAGCUCCUCCGUGCGCGCCUCACGCUGCACCCGAGCAACGCGGCCGUGUUCCUCUCAAAGGUCAUCUCCCCCCCAGAGACUUUCUCCUUGUGUUGUUGCAUUCUCUACUUCAAGCAUCAGGGGGAAAAAAAUGAUGGGUUUUAUAUGGGAGGGCAACUUUUAUUUAAUGCACUUGUGUACAUCAGGAGUCCUGCUCCUGGCGUGGAGAUGAAGGCAAAAUGGAUAUCAGCUAAAUGAGGAGGAGAUCCCGCUGUUGGAUGAACAUCGUCCCUCCCUGUGUUUGUGUUUCUCUUUCUUCUCUUUUCCUCCGAUCCCUCAGUUUUGCACAGUGUCAGUCCUGCCCCCAGCCUGGCUUUAGGGCAGAGCUGUAAAGCAGAGGAGUUACAGGAGAUUCCCUGGCUGUGCAGUGAGCCCUGGAAUGUCACAGAGCCCUGGAGCAUGGGGAUAUGCUGCUACACACAACAGCUCAGUGCUCCAGGCACAUCUGCCAGGGCUGGGAAUGCACCCAGCAGCUGCACCCCAUCCUGCACCCAUGGACCAUGUUCCCCAGCUGAAGAGUGGCAGGUUUGGGCUUUGUUUUAUUUCAUUUCCUUCUCUUCAUUUAUCUCUUGUGUACCUGAUGCUUUUAAACUUUAAUUUCGUGAAAAUGACCCAAACUGGGAGAGGUUCCUAGGAUGGAAAAUGUUGGUGGAGGGUUUUUAGAAAGCUACAGAGCACAAGUUCACAACUUGAUCUUUUGAUUUUUUUUUUAAAAAAAGGCUUUAACUUUUAAUUUUAAGACUGUUUUUUAUGCAUGUGCUGUUGCUGCUAUUUUUUCCAUUGAUUGCUUCUAAACUUGGGGUUAGAAGCUUCAUCUCAAUAGUUUGACAACUGGUAAGAGAUUGCACUUAAAAAGGUAAAUACAAAAAAGCAACUACAGCCAUUUUUUUGGCUGUUGACUGUACAGACUGUGUGGAUAAUCAGGAAUGUCACUCUUCCAUUCAGAGAGUAAAACCCAGUGAUAUUCAUCUGUCAAAAUAUAUGUCAUUAUUUUCCCUUGAGCCUUAUGGGGUCUCUGAGCAUGCCCCUGGGAAGCCAGUGGGAUUGGAAUCUUAUUUUAUAGCACUUCAAGAAAGGACAUGAUUAAAUUUGGUUCCUACAUAAUCAUCUUAGUGUCUGUUUUUAGGUCAAUCCUGAGGACUUGGGACUUUGUUCCCUCGUUUUUUGUGCAGGAAGACACAUGUACAAGGGUUGUUGGUAGUGACUGGUGCAUCCUGGUGCUCCUGUUCUGUUUGCUGCAACCUCAUUUGAUGGUUCUGAACAUUUUAUAGCUGGGCUUUGCUGCUGGUGCCUUCUGUCUGUCCCCAGCCUGUCACCUGCCCUCACUCAUCCUCAGCCACCUCAGUGGGAUGCAUCUCACCUGUAAAUACUGGACAAAAUGGAAAAUAACAUUGCAGCUUCUCUAUUGAAUGGAGACCUUUAAUGCUGACAGCUGGUGUUGGAUCCUGUAAAGGUUGCUGCUGUGGAGCUGAGCUCUGCACUGCUGCUUCCAGGUGCUAAAUCCUGCCUGUUUUUUGGUGUCUUCUUCAGCUGUGAGCUCAGCAUCCUCUGAGCACCAGCAGGAUGCUCUGACCCUUCCCCCAGCCUGGGACAUGGGACUUUCUGCUUGGAUCCUGCUGCUUUGUAAUGAAGAUUUAGGUGCCCAGAGGUAGGGAGUGAAAAGUCUGAGAGCACAGGGGAUUCUGCAAAUGGGAAAGAUUGUCCAGGUGGAACUGCUGCCUGUGGAAGGAACAGUCUGUGGAUACAAACUGAUCUGUGCUGUGGUGCCACCUGCUCCUGCUGCAAACCAGGGGCCAAGAUGGGAAAACUAACCUCCAGUUUGUGGAAAAAACUUUCUCCAACUGGUGUCCCCAGGACAGAGGCAGGGAGUGACAUUGGAGCAAAGACACAUCUCAGGAACGUGCCCCACCCCAGGCAGAAAAGGGAGUUCUUGUAAUCCUCAUCACUUCUGAAGUCUAAGCAGUACCUGGGUUGUGCUCAAAGAGCUCUAAGAAUGCAAACAUGGGGUUAGUUACUGUGUUUUUAAUCUGUGGCAAGAAUAAUUUGCUAACCCAGGCAGCUGGAGUUAUUUUAGUGAUGCCCAAGGGAUUGGGAGCUGGUGGGGAAGGCUGCAGGAAAGCUGUUCUCAGCCUCAAUUAAUGCAACCAAACAAAUGAUGAGUUACAAAUGAGCUCCAUAUCCUGUUCCUUUAAUGGUACCUAAAUUCAUCACUUCAGUUUUGGAGAGGAAUGGGUGUUUUUUAUGAUUAUCUCAAAAUCUACUUAGAAAUAUUUGUCCUUUCAGCUACAAGAAAUCCUUCUGGAGCUGUUCCCACAGGUGUAAGAACCAAGCCCUCGAGAUCUGAGCUGAUGUCACACCUUGUUUCUUCAGCAAAUCUGCCAACAGGCUUUCCCUUCUAGCCCGGAGAUCACCCCUAUUGUGUCACAAACAGCAGCCUGAAAACCUGCAUGAAAUGAGAUGAAAAAUGUGCCCUGGCAGCAGGAGAAAUGCUCAGAUAGGCAAAGCCAGGCUCUACUCACUCAGCUGCAAUGAAAUUCUUGCUUCUUUAUGUGCAUGUUAGAGCAGCUCAGGGCAACUGGUUCUGCUCUGAAGAAAGGAAGAGACUGAAGAGAGGGGAUUUAUUUGAGAAUAAACAUCCCAGGCAAAGCAGUGCUUUUAGCUCUUGAGUAAAAUCAUUCUCUUUAGCUGGAUGGGUAAAUAUUUGUCUGCUCCUCUCUGUGAUGGAGGAGAUGGGGUUCAGUGUGGACUCUGCAGAGCAGGUGUGGCACAUUCGUGCUUUGGUGUGUGCUCUGUGUUUUUCCCCUCCAAAUCCUCCUCUCUGCUGUUCAUGGAGCACUGGGAUGCUCUGGCCUGGGUUAGCUGGGCUUGGAGUCACCAGGAGGGCUCCUCUUUCCCCAUCACCAUUGCAUCUGGUCAAGCUUUCCAGACUCUUCCAGGCUGAGGAUGAUUUUCUUGAAAGAAAUUUCUCAUCUGGGGGAACAGCAUAUCUCUUUGAUCUCCAGGAGGUGGAUUUAUCUUGUUCAAUAAAUGGCUCUAGGCCUUUGGUUUUGGGGAGUAGUGCCAAGUAAAAAUCCUGGUCAAGUCUCUUCUGUGCUGCACUGAGGAAUGCCCAGUCCGUGUCUUUAACCCUUUGGGCGGGAAUGUGCUGCUGUCCAUGUCCCAGCUGCAAGCAGAUGAGGUUUCCAGCAUCAGGGAAAGCUGACUCUGUGUAGGGCUCCAACCAGAGGGAGCCUGACAAGGGACAGGGUAGCUGCUCCAUGCAAAACAAACAGUGGCUCCAGAAAACAGCUCCCAGGGUGCAAUUUCAUUCCUGAUUUAUUGCCAGACUUGCAAGGAGGAGCUGCUGGGAGAAAUUUCAUGUUCCCUCAGCACAACUCUGUCCUGAAGCCUUCGGCAGCGCUGCCAUGGGGGAAUUUCUCCAGUUGUGCUGUGUGGCUGGGAGCUCGUUUGCCUUCCCCAGCUCAGUGCUUUCCCUCCCACCUUGCCCAAAACCCCAUGAGCUUUGUCCCACCAGCCCAAGGCUUUGUCCCAGCCCCUGAGAGGCCCAGGCUCCCCAGGGACAGGGAUCUCUGUGAGUUUUCCAAGGCUGGAGGGCUGUGCUGGGGGAUGCCACUGAGAGAGAGCCCAAGCACCUCUGCUGUGCAGCAGGGAGACUGGACAGCAGAGAGUGGAGGGUUUGUGUGGAAAUACAGCUUGGAUGAGGUGCCAAAGGUUGGUAGUGGAGUUUGCUGAGCAGAGCGGUGCAAGGCAUUCCUUUCUAGCCCAGAUCCUUCUACACACGUCCAUGCUCGGCUCGAGUCCCCCCCAGGCUGAAUUAACCUGCAUUAUGCCAUGACCCUGUUGCUGGGAAUGCAGCCUCCCAUGGGAUGAGGGAAGGAAAGCAGCUCAUCACUCACUGCCCUGCUCCUUCCCUUCCUGGAGAAAAGCCAUGUACACUCCGAGCUGCUGCUGGCAGAGCCCAGACCCUCCCUCAGUAUCCACAAGCCAUCCAAGUGCUCCCAAAAAAUGGUGUAAAUUCAAGAAAACAUGAAUUGCAACUCCUGAGGGUACAAUGCAGAUUCUCUGUGCUGUAAUUUUGCUGCUCUUUCUGAUUUCUAGGCCUGUUCUGUUGGUAUUUCUGUCUCUUGUUGCACUUGAAGUUGAACCUCUGCCCCUGUAUGUGCUCUGCUAUGAUUCCAGCAUGAUGUAAAUGCACUCAGUACUGUGACAGCACGUGGCUGUUGCACUGUAAAUAUGUACCAUGAAGAGAGAGGCUAUUUUUUGCAUGCUUUUGUACUGUAAAACUGAUGAGAAAAUGAUAAUAAAUUCCACAGAGAUGA
Molecule: messenger RNA, 6571 nt
Organism: Taeniopygia guttata (zebra finch)
Lineage: Eukaryota; Metazoa; Chordata; Aves; Passeriformes; Estrildidae
Gene: CAMKK1
Product: calcium/calmodulin dependent protein kinase kinase 1
Biological process (GO): CAMKK-AMPK signaling cascade; protein phosphorylation
Molecular function (GO): ATP binding; protein serine/threonine kinase activity
Source: RefSeq, a predicted model, not a curated record